Molecule: messenger RNA, 1096 nt
Organism: Rhea pennata
Lineage: Eukaryota; Metazoa; Chordata; Aves; Rheiformes; Rheidae
Gene: VSTM2L
Product: V-set and transmembrane domain containing 2 like
Exons: 4
Coding region: 18-620 (200 amino acids)
Cellular component (GO): membrane
Source: RefSeq, a predicted model, not a curated record
CCCGCGCCCGCGGCAAGAUGGGCGCCCUCGCCCUCGCGCUGGGGAUUUUCCACUACCUGGGGCUCUACCUGCAGCUCGGCGCCGCCUCCCGGCACCCCCCGUGGGACGCCCCGGCGGCGGGCAGCGCCCUGUUCACGGAGACCCCGCACGACAUGACGGCCCGGGCUGGCGAGGACGUGGAGAUGGCGUGCUCCUUCCGAGGCAGCGGCUCCCCCUCCUACUCGCUUGAGAUACAGUGGUGGUACGUCCGCAACCACAAGGACUGGACGGACAAACAGACGUGGGCUUCCAACCAGCUAAAAGCAUCGCAGCAGGAGGAGGCUGGGAAGGACGCGACAAAAAUAAGCGUGGUCAAGGUGGUCGGCAGCAACAUCUCGCACAAGCUGCGGCUGUCGCGGGUGAAGCCCGCGGACGAGGGCACCUACGAGUGCCGGGUGAUCGACUCCAGCGACGGCAAGGCUCGGCACCACAAGGUGAAGGCCUACCUGCGGGUGGAGGCGGCGGGGGGCGCCGGGCACCCCCAGGACACCCAGCUGCGGGGCCCCCACGCGCACCACCACCACCACAAAGCCGGCAAGGAGCUGAAGAAGCGCUCGGCGGACGCCUCCUGCGUGCUGUAGCCGGACGGUGCCGGCGGGGCCCCCCGCCGCCCCGGGCUCUGCUGCCCGCACCCCCCUCUCGCCCCGACGCCGCCCGCGCCCUCCCCUCCCGCUGCCGCGCGCCACGGACGCUCGGUCUCGUCCCACGGUGCCGCCAGGACGCGGGUGCCGGAGCGGGACCGUUUCCACGCCGGGAGGGAGGGAGGACGGGAGGCCCCGCCGGGCGCCCCGCUGCCCCCCCCCGCAUCGCUAGCUUUUCCCCCAGCCCGCCCCCCGCAAGGCCUCAGCCCGCUGCUCCGCCCGGCAGCGCCUCUCGCCUGCGGCGUCCCGGUCCCCGUCCCGGUCCCGGUCCCCCCGGUGCGCAGAGCAAGCGGCGGCGCGGCGUGCGGCAGAGCCCCCCCCCCGCCGUGUAAAUACCCCCGGGGCGGCGGGGCCGCGGCCCCCGCCCCGCCUGCCACCACCAGACCCGCUGCAGCUAAUAAAGCUCCUGGAACGAC